AUGGCCGCCACUCCGUUCGAUAACCCCUUCCCCAACCUUUCGCACAACCCCUUGUUCUUUGACAUAUAUACCGAUGGCGCCGUCGCCGUCCCGGCCCCCAUCCUUCCUGGCGGGCCGUGCGGCUUCGUCGACCUCACGCCCGGGGCCAACGGCGCCAGGUGCGGCUGCCGCCGCUUCUGGAGCAGGCCGCCGUCGGCCGCCCAGGUGAGGGCUUUCCCGGAAUCGGCCAGGCCGGACCAGGCCUACUGGUGCAUGUGCUCGCACCACGCGUGCUACCAUGAGGACUCCCAGGCGGCCCAGACGCCCGUCGUGGCCCCGGCCGCCGCCACCCCGUCCGCUGUCUUCGCCGCCGGCCAGGAGAACGAGAGGCCAAGGGGAGGCCGGGAGCCCCUGACCCCAGUCCAGGACCUGGUCCCCUUCCAGAUGCCCAGCACCGCGGCCGGCCUUGGCAUGUCGACGGAUCUGCCUGGAUUUGAACUUGGAGGCCCGUCGUUCACCACCGCCGCCAUGGAUUUCGCGCCCGGCGCGUUCGCCCCUGCUUCCGACGGCCAUGGUACCAACCAGCCUCCUAUAUCGGCUCACCACCAGGCCCCGCCGGCGUCCUUGCCGGAUACGCUGGCCUGGGGAAAUGCCCCUCAGUCCAACAAUGGCGCCCCGUCGGGCUUGCCGCCAAUACCAUCCCAGUGCCUCAUGUCUCAACCGUCAACCGCCCCAUCGAGCCAGUUGAGGUAUCUGAGGCCUUUUGCCGGGAAGGGCCUACAUACGUUAAAAGGAAAGGAACUCGCGGAACUCAGGGCCCCUGCGGGCGACGCCAAUCACUCGAAUGGCUCUUCCCCCGCCGACCCCGACGCCACCAUACCCAACACGCAGGCGUCGCCCCGGGAGCUUAUCCCCAUGCCCACCGCGCCAACACCAAAGGGAGCCUGGUCGCAGAGCUUUAGCCCCAGGCCUCCGCACUCCUCACCCGGGCUGGAAAACGAAGCGGUGCGGGACCUCAAGGAUGCCCUGUGCGGACAUGGGCAGCGCCUCGACAAGCUCGAGAACCCAUCCUUCUCGAUUGCGGGCCACGAGGACUGUGGCGACAGACACGACCAUACGGAUCUCAGGGUGACGGAGCUGGAAACCCGCGUGGAUGAGGUCGAGAAGCGCCUGAACGACGACAACAGCACCGUUGUCAGCAUGCGACGCGAGGACGGGAACGCGAGUGUCCUUUCAGAGUCCACGCCUGCCUUCUCCCACCGCCAACUCUACAGCCAGCUGCAGGAGCUCCAGGCACAAGUCAACAGGCUCCAGGCCUCGUCGCUCCCCACAUACAACUCGCCGUGGGAGCUCGAGGUCGUCAUCCUGCCCUUCUGCCUCAAGGGUGUUUGGAUGCCGGCGCGCGAGUUCCAAAGCCAGCGACCGUCGGGUGUUGCGCCCUGGGACGCCAACGGCGACGAGUGGACACAGAUGCCCAAUACCCUGAGCAGGCAGACGCCGGAUCCUACGUCGCCGUACAUGGUGGAUUGGCUAGACCAAUCGUCUUCAUCCACGUGGCUGCUGCCUCGCGCGUGUGCCCCUGGGCGCGUUAUCGAUAAUCGCCUCAGGAGCCGAGGGCUUAUCAAGACCCUAUCAGUCAAGGGCUCCGAUGCCCGCAGUGUCCAUCUCGCCGUGGUGGACGCUUUCAGCAAUGCGCUGCAGAUCCUCGCCACUGGCACCGCCACACACCCCUCGCCGCGGUUGGCCGGCGCCAAGCUGGACAGGUUCCUGGGCCUGAGCCAGCCAUGGGUGCCCCUACGGAAGCUGCACAAGGACUCGCGCCUGCGUUUCCUUUCGCCGGCCGAGAUGCUCACCCCAACACUCUGGGAUGUGGGCUUUCUGUCCUCCAGCGUCGUCAUGAAGGCGACGGGCAUGCACCGCCUGUACAUCACCCAGCCCGAGGCGUACCUGCAAGAUCAACAGAUGGGGAGGGAUGGCGCGUGGUCAUGGCAGCGGCUGAGGGAGCUCGGGCGCGUCUGCCCCGACUCCCAAAGCUCCUCGGCCAACACCGUGGACGCGUCUUUUGAGACCAGCGAGGAGUGUUGGCAGUGGCACGACAGACUAGAUGAGCCGCCAUCAGCACUCUCCCCGGAACUCAAUACUCAAGAUGGACAAGGCGCCGCGGUCGUUGUAAACAAGUCACGGUCAACAGCGGCCUCGUCGUCUCAGGCCUUCUUUACGGCAGAGUCACUGAAUGCUGCGCGCGGUAAAAGCCCGGCUCUUUCGAGAGACCAGCGGAAGGGAUCACGGCCCCCUCAUGUGCGAACGACGUCGGUGCCGGCCGGCGGGGUGCCGGUGGUCUCAUCGCCAGGUGCAGGCAGCCAGCCAAGAAAAGCCCGAGGAUUGUCUUAUACCAAUGCAUCCAAGUCCAGCCAGCAUGAGAGACGGCCGUCCCCGUUCGUCCCAGGCCCCAGUAGGCCCAGCCCGCGAUUGCAGAUGGCCUCGGCCAUGGUCUCGAAGCGUCGGCGCAGCGGCGGUGCGAGCGGCGCGGGGCGCUCGCCAAGCGUACGGCAACGAAACACGCCUCGGUGGAGCACUGUAAGCUUCAGCAGAAGCCCCAGCGUUAUGCCCCGCGAGAUGUCGGCCGCGCCCGAGGACCAGCGGAUGCGUGGGACAACGCCAUUUUGCUACGCGACUCCGCACAGCACCGUGCCUGCAAACCACCCGCGGGGUGGCGACUACGCUGGGAGGGCAGCUUCAGUUGGCCCGUCUGCACACCCUCACAAGGCUGGGCUCAGGCCCGCCGGCAUGCCAUACAAUGAUGACGAUGACGAUGACGACAUGGACUACAACAACUACGACGACGACCACGGCAGCGGAUCCGAGGACCUCGACAUGAUGAGCCACGGUUUCGAUUUCUUUGGUGACGAGAACGUCAACGUGUACGAAGACUUUUCCGGCGACGAGGAAGAGAACGACGAGAACGCCAGGGGUAAUGGUGAUGGCUCGAGCCGCCGACGCCGGUCGGGCGCCGCGCCCGAGUCGCAGGAGCAGCCCGAGGCCCAGCUGAACCCCGAGGACGAGCCGUGGCCAGGGAUCGAGGACAUCAUGUCGGACGGCGAGAACGUGGACCCGGCCAGGCUCUCCUCGGGCGACGAGGCCGCGGCCGUGGUCGAGCUGAACAACCUCGGCGAGGACGCCGCCAGCGACGUGAGCAGCCAGCCCUCCGAGUACCCCAGCACGCAGCGGGCCUGGCACAUGCAGGAGGCGGGCUUCGGCGGUGGCGGGCGCCGCAGCGACCCGGGGCCCGUCGGGCCCGUCGGGUUCACCAUACACGAGGACGACGACGCUAGCGGUGGGCCGAUGCGCUGGUGA
Molecule: messenger RNA, 3333 nt
Organism: Gaeumannomyces tritici R3-111a-1
Lineage: Eukaryota; Fungi; Ascomycota; Sordariomycetes; Magnaporthales; Magnaporthaceae
Exons: 1
Coding region: 1-3333 (1110 amino acids)
Source: RefSeq, a predicted model, not a curated record